This is a messenger RNA of Funneliformis mosseae, 329 nucleotides long. NCBI's taxonomy places the organism in Eukaryota, Fungi, Glomeromycota, Glomeromycetes, Glomerales, Glomeraceae. The record is from the annotation of a GenBank genome assembly.
GUGUGCUUGUUGAAAAACACUAUUAUGGUCCAUAUUCUCGCUAUUGGUGGCAACCUUUACCUAAUUCUGAGGAAAUUACAACUUAUUUUCCUAUUCGAGUAAAGCAAACAAUUAAAGCAACACUCAACAAUUGUGAAUUUAUUAUUAUAGUAGUUGUUGGUAAUAAAGACAAUAAUAUCUUUUUACUGGGUUAUAUGUGUCAAUGUAAUAAAAUUGUAGAAAUUGCAAAUGAUCCGACUAAUGCUAUUUCUGAAGUUUAUUCAAAAAUCUUUGCAACGAAAACUCGCUAUUCUGGUUCAUUAAUAAUGGGAUGGAAUGACGAAAAUAUA